Molecule: messenger RNA, 3247 nt
Organism: Hydractinia symbiolongicarpus
Lineage: Eukaryota; Metazoa; Cnidaria; Hydrozoa; Anthoathecata; Hydractiniidae
Product: large neutral amino acids transporter small subunit 4-like
Exons: 13
Coding region: 200-1990 (596 amino acids)
Source: RefSeq, a predicted model, not a curated record
CUUUAAAAUAACACCAUUUGUGAAGACUACAUCUACAUUAUAAGCUAAUUUAUGAGUUCUUCCUUGAUAUAAAAACUCUCUUAUACUACAAUAAGGCGCUGUACACGCUGAAUCAUUGGGAACACACUUGGGUACACGCUUGGGUACACGCUUUUGACAUAAGGCCGGCUGUUGUUAAUUUCUAGUCCUUUUUUGGGUUAUGGCACUUAUACCACCGUCGCAGUUCAACAAACCAUGGUUUUUAACACUCUUCCUCAUAAUCGCAGUUAUACAACUUUUUCUUGCAUCUUCUCCCAUAUUUGGUUUUUCCUCAAUUCUUGUCAUUUUUAAAAAAAUGAAGUUUUAUCAUUAUUUAUGCGAAACGAGAAAUUUUACAGCAUCACAGAACGAAACAGUUGUAGUAAGCGAGACUCAAACAUGUAAUGAUCAAGACAAAGCCCUAAAUCUUUUGUUUGUUUGUGGUUGGCUGUUUCACAACAUGGUCAAACUGGUUGCUGGUCCGGUAGUGGAUCGAAUUGGACCACAAAUUUCACAAUAUAUAGCAUGCGUCUUCCUCCUGCUUUUCGGAUUUACAUUGGCAUACGCAAAAGAAGGUUUAGAGUACUUAGUGUUUCUAGCAUUCUUCGAGUUGGCAAUUGGUUCGUCAAUUGCUCUGUUAACUUGUUACCAGGCAGUCAACAUCCUAUGCAAGAAAAACAAAGCGUUCUACAUUUGUCUUAUGAGUGGCGCGGUUGAUUCCUCCACAGCCGUCUUCAUCCUAUUCUUGGCCAUUUUUGAAUCCGGCUUACCGUUAUCAACCAUUUCAAUGAGUUAUGGUUGCUUAAUGGUUGUGUUUAUGGUAAUGGUGACAACAAUCUUCUUUCCGAGCAAAUAUGAACUCAGUGUUGUUAUCGAUGAGGAUGUCAAAGAUAUGCUUAAUCCCAACACAAAAAACAAGGAUUUUGUGAAGUUUUUAAAGGAAUUAACGGCGAGUUAUCAAGGCGUAGUAACGUCGAGUUAUAGUGCUUACAAAGACUCGAUAGAAAAGUGGUUGAUGGAGAUGUCUGCUGAUGAGCGAAGAAGCGAGUUAAGUUUAAGUUUGUCGCGUUCAAUGGGAUUUAGUUGGUCACAGUCGGAACUGUGUUCUUCAAUGGAUUCUGUUGAUAAAAGGGGACCAUACGGUGUCAUUCGAGAGAACAUAUACGGUUACGGCUCCGAUGAAUACGGAGUUCAAAAUCUUGCCAAUAGAAGUGGCGAAGAAAGUCCAUUAAUAUCUUCUAUGGAAAAACAUUUUAUUUCUAAUCCAGACAAGACCUUAUUUCAGUGCAUCUUUUCCAAGUUCAACUUUCUGUGCAUUCUGACCGUUGCAAUAACAAUGCUUAAAUUGUCGUAUUUUGUUGGAAAUAUUGACAAGUACCUUCAAGAUAUAGUCAGCGACGAAGAAGCUGUAACGUACGUCAAAUAUUUUGGCACAAUACAAUUUCUUGGUAUAUUAGUUGGUCCUAUCGCUGGCUUGUUAUUUAUGCAUAAUAAAUUAUCAUGUAAAAAAACUGAGACAGUUGCUAGAACAAUUGAAGAACAAAAAUUUGACGACAUUCGAAGUUUAAUUAUGCCAAUACUAGUCAGCAUCAUCGUCAUGCAAUUGUUGAAUGGUUUGCAGUUAUUUGAACAGUUGUAUCUUUCGUUUCCGAUUUUCCUGCUAUAUUUGCUUGGAAACGGUCUGAUGUGGUGCAAUGUAUCUUAUUUUUACGCCUUACUAUUCCCACCACAAUAUUAUUGCUCUCUGUACGGAUGCAGCAGUGUCGUAUGUGGUUUGUUUUGUCUACUUCAGUAUCCAAUGUUAUCCCUUGAGCAAUCGUAUUUCGAAAAUCAACAAUUUUAUACAAAUGUUGUUUUUCUUGGCUUGCUCGUGUUACCAUUUUCACUACCCGCAUAUUUAAAAUAUUAUUGUUGGCGAUACGAAAAACAAGAUGAAUCACUUGUAUUGGAAAAUUCACACGAGAAGUUAUAAUUAUGUUGAAUAUCAUUGAAUUUCCGCGCCCGAAGGCGUAGGAAAUUCUUUAAAACCGUCGUUUUUUCUUUCGGAGCAUUUUUUGAGAAAAAAUCGACCCUGGGAUUUCACGUUCCUCUGUCACAGAUGUAAACUUCGUACCCAAGCUCCCUAACUACUGGGAAGUCAUCUAAAUGACGUUUCAGGCCAAAAUUGGUAUUUGUUUGCGACAAAAUCUGGCACAGUUAGCAAAAAAGGUAUGCUGAACAUAAUGGUGACAUAAUAAUUUUGAUUUUUGUCACCUAAAUGUCAUUUUAGGCCAAAAUUGGUCCAAAUAUUAAAACUAAUUUAUUUUUAACAAAAUUUGGCACAGUAAACAAAUAAAGUAUGCUGAACAUGAUGGUAACUUCAAAAUUUUGAUUUCUUGUUACCUAAAUGUCAUUUUAGGCCAAAAUUGGUCCAAAAAUUAAAACUACUUCAUUUUCAACAAAAAUUGGCAAAGUUAACAAAGAAAGUAUGCUGAACAUAAUGGUGACAUCAAAAUUUUGAUUUUUGUCACCUAAAUGCCGUUUAAGAUCAUAAAAGUUUCAAUCGCAAGACUUUCAACCAUGAAUGAUAGGCUGUAUUUUUUGUUAGCAAUUUCUUUUAAAAUGUGAGUUUAUUACGACACGUUUCGUUUUGUUUGCGUUUGUUGUAAGAUAUAAUGUCACUUGUGUGCUCUAUCUUCAGAGGUUCAUGCACAAAACCUCCUCGAAUGUUUGGCACAAUAACACAACGAAUUAGCAGGUUUUCAUCAAAUAUUUUUGUAGUGAGUGGAAAUUCUUAGAGCCCCCAGGGCUUCUUGUUUAUGUAACAUUUAACUCAGCUUAUGUAUUGUAAAAUGUUUUUGCUUGUGCAGUAUUUGUAAUUAAUAAAUCUAUAUAUAAGUAAAUAUAUGUAAAACAGUAAAGUUUUUGUUUCGUCUUAAGCGUAACUUCAGUUUCGUUGUGCGUGUAAUUCGCUUUUCGCAUUUACAGAUGAAUCUAUUUGCGCACAUAAAGGGUCCCUGUCAACUAGUUUUGCCUCAAUGGUGUAAAAAGUUUUUGUAUAUUUCCUGAGAGUUUAUUUUAGUCAUGUGGGUGUUUUAUGUACAGGAAACUGGACCAUUAAAAUAUUUAAUGUAUAAAAUAUUGGUAUUGUUGUCAGCUCUUUUAUUGUUAAAAUAGUCACAUUUCCACAUGCUAGUGAACCUUUUUUGUUUGUUUACAUAUUCGAGAAUAAAACAACGUAUACACAGGA